GUCCUUUCUCUCUCUCUCUCUGGGUAAUUUUGUCGAAUAGCUGAGCCACCUAAUCCCAGCGCUGUCCAGAGUGUCUUUUCCAUUUGCAGCGAGUUGAAGCUCCGAGAAUGCACACAACUCGGAACCUUUGAAGCGUUUCAUCAACUACGAUGCUUAGCGAAAAGCGACUCAACAGUGACCAUGCUUGCUUACCGCGAUAACUAGCCAAACAUGCCAUUAGCUACUGCUGAACUCAACUUAACCGCGAACUUGCUUCCUAAAUCUAACUGAAAAGACAUCACUGAUCAACACUUGCAAUUUUAGAAUGGAAGAUGAUAUGGAGAAACUGGUGGUAGAAGAAGGAGUGGGAAUUGAGCGACACAGAAGCAUUACCUUCCAAAGCUUAAAAUCGUACUCGCUGCACCUUCUCGACCUUUUGCAGAACCCUCAGAUUGAGAAUCAGAAGCAUUGUUCUGUCACUGUAAUCCCCGACCUCCUUCGUUUCCUUCACAGUUCUUCGCCCUCUACUUUACAACCCUUCUUCGACUACACUUUGUUCCCGUUACUUCUGCUCCUAGAUGCAGCAAUUCAGUGUAGAUCAAUGCAAAAAGUUGAUUCUCAGGAAUUAUAUAAUGUGUCUGAUGUUCCAAAAACACCUGUUAAAGUGAGUGAUAGUGUUGCUGAAGGUGUAGUUAAUUGUUUGGAGGAGCUUCUGAGGAAGUGCCGUUUGAAUUCUGUGGAUCAGAUGGUUCUUCUACUAAAAAAGUUAACAUAUGGAGCUUUGUUAUCACCCUCUGAGGCUUCAGAAGAGUUUCGUGAAGGAAUUUUAUUGUGUGUCAAGGCACUGCUUUUGAAUUUGCAUUCCUGUUCUAAUGUGUCUUGCUCGUGUAAACAAAUUCCUGGCUUGCCUGCACUUUUGAAUGACAUUUAUAAUGAUAUGCUUCAUAAAACUUUCAAGUAUGGUUUGGAAUCAGAGGAAUGUUUGCUUGCAUUUCUUCGGUCUCAAACUGCAUCAGCUGCUGUUGGACACUGGCUAUCACUUCUUCUCAAAACAGCAGAUAUAGAGGCUGGUAGGGGACAACGAGGUUCUGCAAGACUUCGAAUUGAAGCAUUCAAAACUCUGCGGGUGCUUGUUGCAAAGGUUGGUUCUGCAGAUGCAUUAGCCUUUUUUUUACCUGGAAUUGUCAGUCAAUUAGCUAAAGUUUUGCAUGGUGCAAAAACAAUGAUAAGUGGGGCCGCUGGAAAUGUGGAAUCUAUUGACCAUGCAAUCAGAGGCUUGGCAGAGUUUCUUAUGAUAGUCCUCCAGGAUGAUGCUAAUGCACCUUCCCUGGAUAUUGAAGCAUCUUCAGACUUCGAUUCAAAUGAGCGUAAUUCUACGCUUUCUCUUUUGGAGGAGCUUCGCCACUUAUCAGUUAAAAAUUAUGUCAAAACAAAAGCUGCUGAAGAUAGAAGUGUUGAAUCAGAAAAAUUUUCUUGUUCUCAAACUCAAAUGCAAGAAAUGGGGAAUACCAAUCCUAACAGAGAGAACAUAUUUUUCCAUGUGAACCGAACGAAAGGUUGGAUGCAGAAAACGUCAGAACAUGUAAAUAAGUUGUUGAGUGCAACUUUUCCUCAUAUUUGUAUUCAUCCUUCACAAAAGGUGAGAAAAGGACUACUUGAUGCCAUAAAAGGACUCUUGUCAAGGUGCUUCUACACACUGGGGGAAAGUAGAUUGAUGCUUUUGGAGUGCUUAUGUGCCUUGGUGGUUGAUGGAUCUAAUGAUGUGUCUUCAGCUGCACAAGAUUUCCUUGAGUUUUUGUUCACCCAGAAUUGCAAAUCUACUAUAAAACGCAAUGCUGCUGAGAUAUUUGUCAGGCACCUUGAGAAGCUUCCCAAAUUGGUGUUUGGCCAUGAGGAGUCACUUGCUGUGUUACAUGCGCAGCAAUUACUAACAAUAAUAUUUUAUUCUGGUUCUCAUCUAUUGGUGGAUCAUCUUCAGUCUCCUGUAGGAGCUGCUAGAUUUCUUGAUGUAUUUGCUGCAUGUCUAAGUCAUAAUUCGGUGUUUUCUGGUUCACUUGUAAAAUUUACUUCAUCAAAUCAAUCAUCAACCAUGGGAUAUCUUCCCUCCAUUGCUGAGUUGAAAUCUGGAGCUAAUUUCUUCAGUUAUGGCCUCCCUGAUUUAUGUGAAGCCCCUAAGUGCAGGCUUAUUGAGGAAAAAAGUAAAGAAGAACCUGCACAAAACAACUAUGAGCUUCCUCGCAUGCCCCCUUGGUUCAGUAAUAUUGGUAGUCUUAAGUUAUAUCAGCCUCUGGCAGGGAUUCUCCGACUUGUGGGUUUGUCUUUGGUGGCAGAUCAUAGAAGUGAAGGGCUCCUGUCACAUGUGAUUGAGACACUACUUGGUUACUUCCGUAAAUUAGUUUCCGAGCUUCGUUUAAAAGAACACAAUAAAGAAAGCUGGCAGUCUUGGUAUGAAAGGAAUGGUUCUGGGCAGUUAUUGAGGCAAGCUAGCACAGCUGCAUGCAUGCUAAACGAGAUAAUAUGUGGUCUGUCAGAUCAAGCAAGUAAUGAUUUGGCUAGAAUAUUUCAUAGGUCUGCUAUAAGCAGAGGUGUUCAGGUUCAGUCCUACAAACAUGAUUGUGCAUUUCCUGAAUCUUUCUGGAAGAUACCUAAAGGUGUAAAGAGUUAUUUAGUUGAUUGCAUUGGUGGGAUAUUACAUGAGUAUUUAUCUGCUGAGCUAUGGAAUGUUCCAAUUAAUCAUAGAGUUGCUGACUUGCAGCUUAAUGCUGCAGUUGAAGAUAUUAGUCUAUACUUUUUCGAAGACACUGCAAUGCUACAUGAGGUUAUUAUUGAUGGAGUAGGAAUCUUUAAUAUGUGCCUCAGAAGAGAUUUUGUUUCUAGUGGAUUUCUUCAUUCUUCUCUUUAUUUAUUGCUGGAGAAUCUUAAUUCUUCAAAUUACCGAGUUAGAAAUGCGGCAGAUUCUGUCUUGCAUUUACUUUCCACCACAUCUGACUGUCCAACGGUUGGACAUUUAGUUUUGGAAAAUGCAGACUAUGUGAUCGAUUCAGUAUGUCGACAAUUACGUCAUUUGGACCUUAAUCAUCAUGUGCCAAAUGUGCUAGCAUCCAUACUCUCCUACAUUGGAGUGGCUCGCAAGAUAUUGCCUCUACUUGAGGAACCGAUGCGCUCUGUGUCUACAGAACUUGAAAUACUGGGUAGACAUCAACAUCCUGAUUUAACUGUUCCAUUCUUGAAGGCAGUAGCAGAAAUUGUGAAGGCAUCAAAACGUGAAGCUUGCCUGUUGCCCCCUCAGGCAGAGUCAUUUGCCAGAGAUGUCAGGUCUAUAAUCUCCAAUUCAGAACAAACAUUACAAGACCAGUGGGAGGUCAUUUUAUUCAAAUUAAAUGAUUCCACAAGAUAUAGACGAACAGUUGGUUCUAUUGCUGGUUCAUGUAUCACUGCUGCAAUCCCACUUCUAGCAUCAUUCAAGGAAGAGAUAUGCUUGGCCGCCCUGGAUAUAAUUGAGAGUGGCAUGUUGGCAUUAGCAAAAGUAGAAGCAGCUUGUAAGCAUGAAAGAGAAAUUAAAGAAGCAACAGAAGAAGCAUUACAAUCACUAUCGUUGUAUCAGAUGAAGGAUACUUUGGAUGCGACUGAAGAAGGGACUGAUGAAAACAGGCUGCUUCCAGCAAUGAAUAAAAUAUGGCCAUUCCUGGUUACUUGUAUUCAGAACGGGAACCCAGUGGCUGUCCGGAGAUGUUUGAAUGUGAUCAGCAACGUAGUGCCAAUUUGCGGAGGAGAUUUCUUCACACGUCGUUUCCACACUGAUGGGAGACACUUUUGGAAACUUUUGACAACAUCUCCAUUUCAGAAAAAGUCAUGUUUCAAAGAUGAGAAGACCCCUUUACAACUUCCUUAUAGAAUUAGUUCUGUGAAUUCAGAGAAUUCAUUGGCUGAGACCUCCUAUCUUAAGGUUCAGAUUGCCGUGCUUAACAUGAUUGCUGAUUUAUGCCGUAAUAAGAGGAGUGCCUCUGCAUUAGAACUUGUUCUGAAAAAGGUAAGCGGUCUGGUUGUGAGGAUCGCUUGUAGCAGCGUUGUUGGACUUCGUGAUGCUUCUCUGAAUGCCCUCCAUGGCCUUGCAUCUAUUGAUCCCGAUCUUGUGUGGCUUCUCUUAGCUGAUAUAUACUACACUACGAAGAAGACACAAACCCUGCCUCCAGUUAGACCAGGUUUACCAGAGAUAUCUGAAAUUCUCCCUCUUCCCUCGUCACCCAAAGAACAUCUAUAUGUGCAUUAUGGAGGACAAAGUUAUGGUUUUGACAUAGAUUUGACCUCUCUGGAGAUUGUUUUCACUAAAAUUGAUUCACAAUAUCAAAUGUAUAGCUAA
Molecule: messenger RNA, 4339 nt
Organism: Abrus precatorius (Indian licorice)
Lineage: Eukaryota; Viridiplantae; Streptophyta; Magnoliopsida; Fabales; Fabaceae
Exons: 17
Coding region: 305-4339 (1344 amino acids)
Biological process (GO): chromatin remodeling
Cellular component (GO): cytoplasm
Source: RefSeq, a predicted model, not a curated record